GAUUGCCUUCUUAUACUAUCACGUAUCACCUAUCCAUCCCUCCAUCUAAGCAGCAGCACAGCACAUCGAUCGAUCCAGUGGUAAUUAAGUUCAAGGCAGAGAGCAACAGAGGAGGAAGCUAAGCUUAGCGUGGGCGGCCAUGGCGGGCCUGAUGGACAAGGCGAAGGGGUUCGUGGCGGACAAGGUCGCGCACAUGCCCAAGCCGGAGGCGUCGCUGGACAAGGUGUCCUUCAAGGGCAUGACCCGCGACUCCAUCACCGUGCACAGCAACGUCAACGUCACCAACCCCUACUCCCACCGCAUCCCCAUCUGCGACAUAACCUUCUCCCUCAAGUGCGGCGGCAAGGAGGUUGCGUCCGGCACCAUCCCUGACCCGGGCUGGAUCGAGGACAGCGGCGAGGUCACCAAGCUGGAGGUGCCCGCCAAGGUGCCCUACGACGUGCUCAUCACGCUCAUGAAGGACCUGGGCAGAGACUGGGACAUCGACUACGAGCUGCACGUCGGCCUCACCAUCGACCUCCCCGUCAUUGGCAACUUCACCAUCCCGCUCGACACCGCCGGCGAGUUCAAGCUCCCCACCAUCGGUGACUUCUUCGGCGGAUCCAAGACCGAGGAAGCUGCAACCACUUAGGAAAUGUUAUGUUCCAUCUAGCUUGCUCUGCAUUUACAUGGCCCCUGUAUGAGCAUGAGCACAGUAAUAAUAAGCUAAUAUGCGUGGUUCAAGUCCUGAGAAUAGAUCACCUGUAAAAACCCUACGUCUUGGUGGUGGUUAUGGGGUUAUAUAUGUAUGAGGUGUUGAUGGAUCCGGCUUCCGGGGGAAGCCAGUUGAGGCCUGCUAUUCUCUGUUGGGCAAGAACAGGCUAUGAACUAGUUGUGUCGUCUCGUUAUCUCCGAGUGCGGGAGAUAAAGAGGGUCUCAUCGUUUGCUCGA
Lolium perenne is the source of this 930-nucleotide messenger RNA. Its product is annotated as desiccation protectant protein Lea14 homolog. Gene Ontology annotation, cellular component: cytosol. Gene Ontology annotation, biological process: response to desiccation. The record is from RefSeq and is a predicted model, not a curated record. Lineage: Eukaryota; Viridiplantae; Streptophyta; Magnoliopsida; Poales; Poaceae.